GUCUUAGAGUCAAAACACAUUCCAGUCAACAAACAGCCUUUCCUGAAGCUCGUGUGCUCUGAACAGUUGAACUCUUACAACCUCCAAUGUUCCGAAACAUCUUCCGCCCUACUUCCGGUGCUUCUACACGUUUUCAGAACUACCGUGCUCUUUCAUAUGUGUCAUCUCACUCUAUAUCCCCAGCAACGCUGUAUCGAUUCCAAGUACGCCCCGAGUCACAACUCUUUGACAAAAGAUUGGAUCAAGACGAUUGGGAAUGGGAAGACGGUAUCGAAGUUGCUCGUGAUGGAUUAGUUUAUCCCAAAAUCAGUCCAGAUGUUUCAAAUGGGGCGCUCUUUAUGCCAAAUACCCAUUUCCUGCAAGAGAUAACACGGAGGUCCUUUGAUAAUUAUCUGGAUGCAAUCGAUAAUGGCCAAGCUGAAGCUUGUCCCCUUUACUUGACCAUCUCGAAAGGCACUGCAAUUCCAAAGUCCUUAACCUUGUAUCGAGAGCGAGAUUCACGAUUUACCCUUCAACCCUCAUACCCUAUGACUUUGCAAGCUCUCAACGAGGCCCUCACCAAUUUCUAUACAAAGUCUUGCUCAUCGACGCCCCCAGAAGAUUGGUUGGAGAAGAACCCUUACCAUGAAGCAUUUUUUGAUAAUAAGGAGGAGUGGAUGGAUUGCUAGCUACAAAUAUUAACUGAUCGCCUGUUCGCCAACUGUCAUGUCAACAAUGGGUUGAAACUAAGUUACUAACUCUAGUAACUACAGGGAAGGAUGUCAUUUCGCAGAUUGAUUUCACGUCAGUCCGGUAGUAGAGCUCUAAAGUGAAAAUGAGCGAUGAUAGAAGUGCGUGAGUCGUUCCUUUUAAUUAUCUUCGUCUUGUGAAAUCUUCUACGAACAGAUCCAUCAGCAUUCCCGGAGGGUUUCUACAAAUUCGAUCUUGUCCAAGAAAGCUAAAGCCCAGGAUCUGUAUCUGAAGUAGACAGGUCAUGGAUAGCUAGGAUACGUGGCGAUAAUAAUAAUAAUAAUAUAAUGUAUGGGGCAUCCAUGCUGAGAG
Molecule: messenger RNA, 1041 nt
Organism: Aspergillus sclerotioniger CBS 115572
Lineage: Eukaryota; Fungi; Ascomycota; Eurotiomycetes; Eurotiales; Aspergillaceae
Exons: 4
Coding region: 87-668 (193 amino acids)
Source: RefSeq, a predicted model, not a curated record